Lolium rigidum is the source of this 630-nucleotide messenger RNA. RefSeq names its product tetraspanin-3-like. Gene Ontology annotation, biological process: auxin-activated signaling pathway. The record is from RefSeq and is a predicted model, not a curated record. The transcript has a single exon. The coding region runs from base 49 to 630 and encodes 193 amino acids. Gene Ontology annotation, cellular component: plasma membrane; plasmodesma. Lineage: Eukaryota; Viridiplantae; Streptophyta; Magnoliopsida; Poales; Poaceae.
GAGGAAGAAGAAAUCUUCCUUCGCGGCCGGACUCGCUCACUCGCCAAGAUGAUGCGCGGGGGCACGAGCAUGCUGGGGAUCGUGAACUUCAUCACCUUCCUGGCGUCCAUCCCGGUGCUGGGCGGCGGCAUCUGGCUGGCGUCCCGGGCCAACUCCACGGACUGCAUCCGCUUCCUGCAGUGGCCCAUCAUCGUCAUCGGCCUCGCCGUCAUGGUCGUCUCGCUCAUGGGCUUCGCCGGCGCCUGCUACCGCCAGACCUGGCUGCUCCGCAUCUACCUCUUCGCCAUGUUCUUCGUCGUCGUCGCGCUGCUCUUCUUCAUCGUCUUCGCCUUCGCCGUCACCGACCGCGGGGAGGGGCAGGUGGUCAUGAACCGCCGCUUCCUCGAGUACCAGCUCUCCGACUACAACGGCUGGCUCAGGAACCGCGUCGCGGACCAGCAGUACUGGGCCACCAUCGCCGCAUGCCUCCGCGACGGGCACGCCUGCAAGGGGAUGAGGAGGGGCGUGCGCGACCCCAACACCGGCAUGAUGGUCGCCGAGAGCCCCGCCAUGUUCGCCAACCGCGACCUCUCGCCGAUUGAGCCCCCCCUUUCUUUGCCUUCCUCUGGCAAAAACAGUUGCGGUGGAUGA